GAAGCAUGUCUGGGCCUUUUUUCUUCAUCACUUGGAACUGUAUUGUUACGUCUUUAAAGCGUGACCUUUUGUUUGAGGAUUUCAUUUCUGGUUGAUAACUGAAUGAUUGGAAAAGUCUGACAUGCCAUUUCAGCGAUCUUGACCUGGCUGAACUUGUUUUCAUAUUCAUGUACCUAACAGUGACAGUGGUAAAGAAGCUAACAUCCAGUGGACCACCAAUACAACUAACUAAGGACACCAAAGGUUAAGGUACACUGAAGGCACAGAACAAAAGGCUGGACAUGCUAAGGUGCAUGUGUUGAGCCACAUGUCUGAAUGAUCACAACUUGAGACUGCAAAAGAAAAUGGAAUUACGUUUUUAGAUUUAGUGCUGUUUUAUGUCAGAGUUUCCGUAUAAGAAUCUGUCACAUUCAGGAGCGGUUCUGCUGUGAAUUCAGAAGUGCUCUGCAGGCAUUUCUUAAGGAGAUUUCUGCCAUCUUAUUGUUGUGAGCCAGGAUGAACACACACCCAAGACGGAUCCGCUUGAAGCCUUGGCUAAUCAACCAAGUGAACAGUGGGCAGUACCCUGGUCUUCAGUGGGUAGACCAACAACGCAAGUGCUUCCAGAUUCCCUGGCGCCAUGCCACCAGGCAUGUCCCCACCAUGGAGGAUGAGCACACCGUUUUCAAGGCUUGGGCAAAGGAAACUGGGAAAUACCAGGAAGGAGUAGAUGACCCUGAUCCAGCCAAAUGGAAAGCCAAUCUGCGCUGUGCCCUGAACAAAAGUCGAGAGUUCAAACUUCUGUAUGAUGGAACCAAGGAAACACCCAUGAAACCCUUCAAGAUAUAUGAAGUCUGUGACAUCCAGUCAAAUGGGGAAACCUUUCUAGGUGAAGACUACGAAUGUGUCCUUGAUGAAGAGGAUGAGCUCCCAGACAUGAUGCCCAAAUUACAGAUUGCUGAUAGAGUCCCACCUAGCAAUCUGCCAGCAUAUCAAUGGGCAAAACAGGAAAUACAGUAUCCAAACCCUUGUGCCAAUGCAUCCUUUGCUCUUAGCACUCUGCAAACCCCAGAACUCUGUCAUUCGAACCUCUCUUCUCAAAGUUUAGUACAUGCCAACCAAAUGAUGAAUUUUACGACAAAACUCCAGCAGCAAAAUAUCUCCAGGCCACAAGGAACUCUGCAGAUGACAGAACUUCUACCACCAAACCUCAGCUCACAAGGAAGUAUUCAUCCCGGGUCUGGAUCGUUAAGCCAGCCAAGCAGCAUGGGAAACAUCCAUACGGGAAACCUACCACCAGUAGAAGUCUCUCCUCAACAUCUACCACCAGUAGAAAUCUCACCUCAACAAAUGGAGCAAUUUGUGCCAAACCUGCUCAUCAGUCCCCACAUGCUGCCAUUAACAGACUUAGAGAUCAAAUUUCAGUACCGUGGAAAGGAGGCUGGCUCCCGAACUGUUAGCAACCCUCAUGGAUGUCGACUGUAUUACAGCAAUUUGGCCCCAACACCAGAUAAGGUGGAAUUGUUUGGGCCAGUGAUACUUGAGCAAGUAUGUUUCCCAAGCACAAAUGAGAUUCAGAAUGAAAAGCAGCGACACUAUACUGAACAGCUACUAGAUGUGAUGGACAGGGGGCUCAUUCUGGAAAUUCAAGGACAAGAUAUCUUCGCUAUCCGGCUAUGUCAGUGCAAAGUGUUCUGGUCUGGCCCUUCUACUGGUACAUCUUGUGGACCCAACCCCAUUGAGAGAGAAAGGAAAAUCAAGCUGUUCAGCCUUGAAAAUUUUCUUAAUGAGCUGAUCCUGUACCAGAAGGGACAAACCACUGACCCACCACCUUUUGAAAUCUACUUCUGCUUUGGUGAGGAAUGGCCAGACAAGAAGCCAAAGGAAAAGAAACUCAUAAUGGUUCAAGUUAUUCCAGUAGCUGCUCGAAUACUGUCAGAGAUAUUCUCAGGAGAAAUGUCAUGGUCAGCCGACAGCAUCCGACUGCAAAUUUCUAAUCCUGACCUCAAGGACAAAAUGGUAGAGCAGUUUAAGGAGCUUCACCAGAUCUGGCAAGCACACCACACACAAUCACAGGGACAAUGGUCUAUGCAACCUGAGAGCAUGCAGUGAGCAAAGACUGAAAAUAAAAUGCAAAGCAGUGUUCACAGCAAGCAAUUAUUUUCUUUGGCUGGAAAUGCCUUUAGUGACUGCAGCUUUAAGGUAGAGCAUUUCUUGCAGAACAAAUUAAACCUGGAAUCUUAGAAUGCAUAACAAAAUCUUGUUUUUAUGGACAACAUGGUACAAAGUUUGGAAUACUGGCUUUGAAAAUGAGCUACAAAUCUACCAGGUUCAUCUCUACAUGGAAUUGUUUCCAUAUUUUGGGACUCUGAGUGAACUACUUAAACUUAAUUUUAGUUGACUGUUCUGUAACAGAAUUUCACUACAGGGCUUUGAGAUUCUUACAACCGAGGAUGUUCUCUUGCUUCUGCAGCGUAAAAAACAUUCGUGGAUAAAGGCUACUUGAUGAAAUUUCAUCUGGACUGAUGUGUCAGUGUUGCUCUGUAGCAUAAUUUUGUUUAACUCAGGAUCCAUUUAAUAAGAAAAAUAAUUUGGAAUUUUCAUUUGGGUCCUUUUUGUAGACAGUGGUGCUUUGUGUUAAGCCAAGAUAUCUUUGCUAAGGAAUAGUAUCUUAAUUCUUUGUUCCUUGGCUUUUCAUGCUAGGAUUAUUCUUGGUACCUGUAUGCACAAAUAAUGCAAAUCUUUUGUGUUAGGGUGUCCUGCUUUCACAGUAUUUUUAUGUGAGUAUCCUGCAUAUAAGACAAUGGCAUCCUUCUUGUGAGCCUAGUUUUACAUUUUUGUACAUUGGUUGUCAUUUAAACUAUGCUUUGACCUAUUUUUUUAUGUGACAGAGUGGGGGUCAGAAGAGCUAAGCUUUGGUGAAUCACCUGCACAGCACAAAUAGUUUGCACCCCCCCCCUUUUUUUUUGCUGUUGUUGUAUUUACCAAGGAUUGCAUAACAUACCUGGAAUUAAUCGCAAUGCAGGAACUCAUCCAUUCAAGGAAGUAUGCUGUUACUCAUUCAUUCAAUCUCAAGUGCCCAGGAUAUUUUAUAUGUGGUGUAGUAGCUCAUAUUUUAAAGAAGCCCUUGUUUUGUUUUGUUUUUCCAUCUUUUUCAAUGCAUCCAUUCAAGACUUGUGAGUCAGUGCCUCAUUUUAGUGGUUAAAGGGUCUGGAUUAUCACUAUACCAUUUACUUCAAGUAUCUUAUUUUUAGUUAUUAUCUGUUCAACUUCUUCUAAAUGCACAGUCAUUCUUUGAAAACGAAUUUUCACUAACUUUUUAUCAGUAUUCCUUAUACUUUACAACACCGUCUUUGAAGUUCUUCAAGAGCAGAAGGUAAUGCACAUCCAUUAAUAAAAAUCUGCACAGACGAGCUUGCAAAUUGAGUCACAACAAAGGGGAUGUGAAUGAAUAUUAACCAAAUCUUACACUUUUUAAUACAGGUCAUUUGUCCAAGUAUCCAAAGGAAAAAGAAGUGCUGCCUCUUGCUUCUGUCAUUUUUCUUUUGGCUAUGGGCAUGCAAGAGAGAUAUUUCAAAGAAUUAAUGUGGUUUUAAUAUUAUUUCUGACCUGGGAGAAGAUUAUGGCUAUAAUGUUACUUGCUUUUCUUUGUGAAGGCUGCCAACGUCUGUAGGCUGAACUUUAGUGUAUGCCCAUAUCACUUAUUGGAUACAAUACACCAGAAUGUCAAUUAAGCUCAAAAGUGCCUUAUUUCUUACAUGGCAUACUUUGCCCUUGUAACCUAUAUCAUCGUUUCCCUGGGGUGACCAAUAGAGCCUUUGUGGUUGAGAAAGUACCCCCUCAUUUAAUAAUUAGACACACAGAGUCAACGCAAAGUUUGUCAGCCCAUUAGCAUUAUAUAUCAUGAACUCAAUUCUAACCCAGCGGAUCUUGAGUGCAAUAACUUAUUUUUUUUACAACUGUCCUAGCUAUCCAAGUAUAAACUCUUUUCUUACAGUGCAUUUUACAGGGAUGUAAAUAAUCUGUUGUUGAUUUUCAAACCAUUUAUCAGUUGUUUUCAUCUUCUUAGAGCUGCAACAGUCAUACUCUCUGCCCUUCAAUAAUGUGUAUUAGGGCUGUGUUCAUAACUAAUUAGAAGAGUCAUUGAAUGUUCAGUAAUUUAUCCAUCUUCAGUAUCCACUUUAUACAGUUCAAAGCAGUGGAGAGUUAUAGUGUUUUUUUUUUUUGAAUGAAGCAAUAGUUAUAUGCUGGAUGUGGUGCCAGUACAUGUUGGGACACAUUUACAAUCUCACACACACAUAUUUACAGUAUAU
Molecule: messenger RNA, 4292 nt
Organism: Protopterus annectens (West African lungfish)
Lineage: Eukaryota; Metazoa; Chordata; Ceratodontiformes; Protopteridae
Gene: IRF5
Product: interferon regulatory factor 5
Exons: 12
Coding region: 496-2091 (531 amino acids)
Biological process (GO): regulation of transcription by RNA polymerase II; immune system process
Cellular component (GO): nucleus
Molecular function (GO): RNA polymerase II cis-regulatory region sequence-specific DNA binding; DNA-binding transcription factor activity, RNA polymerase II-specific; protein binding
Source: RefSeq, a predicted model, not a curated record